GGCCCCCCAUCCCAUCCCGGCCCGUCUCUUCUUCGCCGGGCCCCCUUUACACUCCCCUGCUACUCCUGGGGGUAUAAAGAACCCCGGUGCACCUUCCUCAGAGUCACAGACAAGAACGGCAACGUUGAAGCCGACAUGACUCCUUUCAUCGCGUGUAUGGUAGUCGGUCUGGCAGGGUUCGCCCUGGCCGAGCCGCCAGUAUCUUCCGGCUAUAACUACAACAGGCCAAGCAUCGGAGGAGGUGGUGGUGGAUUCUCCCUGGGCGGCGGCGGUGGAUACUCUGGAGGUGGUGGAUUCUCCGGAGGUGGCGGAUACUCCGGAGGUGGAGGUGGAUCCGGAGGCUACACCCAGGUCUCCACUGGAGGCCAGACGAACGAGGGUGCCUCCGUUGAUGGAGCUCUCCUUGAGCAAAUCCGCCAGAUCCUCCUGAAGGAAGAAAGCCAGUCCGGGGGUGGAUUUGGAGGCAGCUUUGGAGGCGGUUACAGCGCACCCAGCUCGAGCUAUGGAGCACCCAGCUCCAGCUACGGAGUGCCCAGCUCCAGCUACGGAGCACCCGGAGGUUCCGGCAGAGUCGUCGGAAUCGAUCUUGAAGGAAUCAGACAGGCCAUCCAGGUCGCUCAGUUCAACCAGAUCAGCCAAGGAUCCUCAGGUGGAUAUCCCAGCGGACCCAGCGGUGGUUACCCCAGCGGACCCAGCGGCGGUGGAUACCCAUCCGGAAGACCCAGCGGCAGCUACGGUGCUCCCUUCUAAGAUAGAAAUUUCUAAAAAGUAAUUGAAACCCCGGGACAGGCACCGCGUCGACUAAAAGAUCCUAGAGAUUCUUCCAGGAUUCUAAUCCAGGUUUGCAUUAGGAUCCUGGAAAGAUUUGAUGCCCCGCUCUAACUAUUUUUCAAGAAGAAGAUCUCCAGUAAAACUGAUUCAAGUCAUAGCUCAACGGAGGUCAGGACCUGAGCCGGAGGAGAAACAUGCCUCAUCAGACCAUUAUCAUCGGAGAAACGUCGACACGGUGCCAAGAAGUAACAAAAUUUUUUCGUCCCACCACAUGGACAAAGGGGGCAGAUGGGGAAAAGCAGGAAGAAGAAAGCCUUCAGGAUCUCAAGAAGAUCGAUCAGCAUCGUAAAAAUUAUGAAAAAGGAGGUCUAAGAGACCUGGAGGACGUGAUUCGCGCGAAAGCGCCUUGUAAAUAAUACACACUCACACAAGACACUUCUCGACGAGCUCACAGCAUCCGGUCAUUCUCAACGAGCAGGAAAAAGAACAGCAUUUUUUAUCAGAUCUUGGAUUCUCGAGAGCAGCAGACAUUUUUAGAAAGUAUCCUUGGGGCACUUUUUCAAGACUUCUGCAUUUCUGAUGAUUCUCUUGGUCGUUGAUGAUUCUGGUGCGGGGGAGUUAAAACCAAACACAUGUAUACAGACUACAAGAAAUUUUAAGUACACUAUUUUUUUACUCUGUAAUACCAUUGCCUUAACCACGCAUUUUUUUACUGUAUAAAGCUUUUUUGUAGAAAAAAAAAUAAAAAUACGUCGCCACCGUUAAAA
Molecule: messenger RNA, 1538 nt
Organism: Belonocnema kinseyi
Lineage: Eukaryota; Metazoa; Arthropoda; Insecta; Hymenoptera; Cynipidae
Product: loricrin-like
Exons: 2
Coding region: 136-750 (204 amino acids)
Source: RefSeq, a predicted model, not a curated record